GUUUAAGACUCCUCCGGAUCUCACAUCUCACUCUUCAUCUCAAACAAGCAACCACCAGUCAUCUCAACGAUUGCCACCUCAUCAGCAAGAUAAUCUAUCCAUCUCAUCUUGCCUGCCCAACACACCCUUGCAAUCUCUCACCGCCUCUUGGUCAUUGGCCGCCCCGUCACCGCCGCAAACAGCCGGCUGAGUCACUGGCUCUGAAGUCAUUAUUUAGUUGAUUUAUUACACCGCCAUCCGCUACACAAAAAUGCCCUCUUCCUCCUCCACCACCACCACCACCACCACAACCCUUUCUACCUACUCUUCCCCCUCUGCUGCCUUCGAUUCCAUCCUGCGUCGUCGCUCCCAGAAGAAAAUGAGCAUCACUCAGACUUACUACCUGGCGCACACCGCCCGCCGGAAGCUGACCGUCGAGGCCGGUCGUGCCGACCACGACCUGCGCCUGCUGGUUGGUCACGCCAACCUGCUGGACUCGCUGAUGCUGGAGCUGGCGGAUGCCGAGCACGAGCAGGAACGCUGGUUCAACCAGACUGUCAAGACUACCUCUACCACUACUACUCCCACUACCACCAUCGCCGCUGCCGAGAGCCCGAAGCACAUCAAAUGGGCCGAGACGGUCAUUGACUCGAGCGAGGAAUGGAACUUGGACGGUGAUCUUUCGGACUGCGAGAGCGACUCGGAUAGCGAUUCUGACUACUACGAGGAUGAUGAGGAGGAGGUGGAGGAAGAUGAUGAGGAAGAUUUCUUCCCUCAACAGCAACAACAAGUCCAGCUUCCCCGCCGACGGGCUCCUUCACCGGUCGCCAUCAUCACCUCCCACGAACUGGACGACUACGAUGAUUCCGACUCGGACUUUGAAUACGCCGACGACGACGAAGAAGACCUGGCGGAGUUGACGCUCACGCGCACCUCCUCGCACGCCAUGACCUCCCCCCCGCCCGAGCUCUCGUCGGACUCGAGCGACGAGUCCGACGACGAGCUGCCGCCCUCGCCGCCGCAGCCGGCGCUCGAGGCAUUCCCCGCCACGCACCACUCGGCGAGCGUGUGCACCAAGGAAGCCGUCACGUCGUCGACAGGGGUCGCCCUGUUGGACUCGUUCGACGAGGAGUUUUACGUAUCACGCACAGGCCAGGGCAUCAUCUCCGCAUAUUAGUGGCGGGGGUGGAGUGGUGCCUUGCAGUCUGUACGAUAUUUGAUAUGUGAUACCCCAAAAAGUGCAUCUAGACAGCGCAGCGUUUUUCUUCUUUUGUCCAUGUUCUCAUGUUUCUCACCCUAUUUA
Molecule: messenger RNA, 1282 nt
Organism: Penicilliopsis zonata CBS 506.65
Lineage: Eukaryota; Fungi; Ascomycota; Eurotiomycetes; Eurotiales; Aspergillaceae
Exons: 1
Coding region: 251-1156 (301 amino acids)
Source: RefSeq, a predicted model, not a curated record